Actinia tenebrosa (Australian red waratah sea anemone) is the source of this 10500-nucleotide messenger RNA. RefSeq lists its product as uncharacterized. Lineage: Eukaryota; Metazoa; Cnidaria; Anthozoa; Actiniaria; Actiniidae. Gene Ontology annotation, molecular function: protein binding; calcium channel activity. The record is from RefSeq and is a predicted model, not a curated record. Gene Ontology annotation, cellular component: membrane. Gene Ontology annotation, biological process: detection of mechanical stimulus.
AGGAGUUUGAAGUUCGAAUCGGCGACCUUCCGGCUAUUGCUUUUCCAGCCAGUCAGAGCGCAGAAAUUUCCAUGAUCAAAACUUCGACGAGAAACCACUACCGGAGCAAUACACUCUACAAAGUCCAGGAUUUGUUGCAAUCUUCUACCCUGACGUCCGAGGUUGAUUAUCCUGACCUACAAGCAACUUAUGUGGUUCCGUCUACCUUCGCUCUCCUUGACAACUGCACUUCAGGCACUCACCAAGAUGUGUUUAAUUUCUCUAACUCGUAUGCCUACGAGAUAGUAACCGCUAAUUACUUGUGUAUUGAGCGAGUGCGGAAUGUUACAUGGAUCCAUGAUUUAUACCUGCCUGCGCGCGUUCCUGUCAACAUCACUGUCCUAGCUCAUCCCGGAAUUAAUGUCACACAUGUGAUUGGGUAUGGUAACGCAACCCUAACUUACCAACAAGAACGAGUUGAUCAUAACGUAACGUAUGCUGUACUUUUUAACGACACUGGUAAUUAUUCUCUAACGCUGACAGCUUUUAAUUUGCUCGGACUUGAGGCCAAGAGAUGUUACGUGAUUGUUAUCGAGAGAAUCUUGGCGAUGGAAAUCAUAAAACCGCUACCAACAAAACACAGCUAUGUCACGCAAAUUCAAUGGACGGUUCAUAAUGGCAGCGAUAUCCAAUGUAACGCAAGCCUUGGAGAGGGAACCUUUCGUCAGACGACGCCAAGAAGUGUGACCGGCGUAGAAUUGAUGACAAUGAAUUAUACUUAUCCACUCGCUGGUGAAUACUUUUCUAACUUAACCUGCUUCAACCCUGUCAGUAGUCUGUCUAACUACACGUUUGUUGUGGUGGAACUCCCAAUUAAUGGUUUAAUAGUCUAUGUUAUUCACGUAGCAAGAGACAUCGAGGUGAAUGAAACAAUAGAAGUAGUCGCGGCCAUCACCCAAGGAACAAACCCUAUAGCUCUGAUUGACUUUGGAGAUGGGACUUCAAACCUGACUCGUACAUUGAGGAGCUUCAAAUCUUACCCAACAUGGGGGUUCUUUACUUCGAAUGUUACUGUUUACAACAAUGUCAGCUCUAUGAAUUAUUCUUUGGUUAUCCAGGUUCACAAACCAGUAUUUCCCAUCAAUAUUACGCACAUCACAACCAAAGAUACAAACUUCUCGAACCCAAAUCCUUUCAUGAUGAAUAUUUCGUCCGGGAAUGAUUUCAUCUGUGACUGGGAUUUUGGCGACGGUGUGGUUAAGCGAAGAGCUAGCAACUUCAGCACCUUAGGGCGUCUGGUUUACCAUAAUUACAACUUGGAUAAGUGCUUUAAUGGGAAAGCUAAUUGUAGUAAUCGCCUUUACAACCAUGAGAGGGUUUUCACCGCAUGUGUCUACCAUCCCAUUACGAAUCUAACUUUCCUCGUCCCUUCUGCUUAUCCCAGUAGUAACAUAGACAUGAAUAUAUCUUUCCAAGCCGUUCUGGGAACUUCCGUCAGCUAUAACAUUACAUGGAAGCAUCUUCUAGGAAGCCAGAUAAAUAUUCCCGCUACGGUUUCUGCUGACACAAAAAGUGGAAGUGCGUCAAUACCUCAAGGUAAUUUCCCCGGAAUCGGGAUAUACAUUGCUGAACUCAGCGCCAUCAAUCAAGUUACCCCAAAAGUUGUCGUGACGAAAACUGUCAACGUGGAAAUUCCGAUCCUGAAUCUUUGCGCUCAGGCCAGCCAUGUUUACGUCCAAGUCGGCCUACCUGUUCAUUUCUAUGCUUCUGUUGAUGCUGGUUCCAACGUGACUAUGACCUGGAACUUCCAAGAUGGAUUCAACCAGACCGACCUAUACAGAGGUGAUACUCUGAGGAUAACAGGCAAUAAUGUCAGUCAUUCGUUCGCGCAUCAUGGUAUAUACAAAGUGUUAGGGACCGCAACCAACCCCUUGGGUAGUCACUCUGCUGUGGCUGUCGUAUAUGUCCAGUACCCAGUAAAGAACCUUGUAGUUAGUACAAACAGCCCACAGAUAAUCCCUUUGGGAGAGACAUGGUUCACUCUUACGGUUGCCACCGGUGACCAUCCUCCGACGAACGCGACCAUCGAUGUGGACUACGAACUUAAUGGGGUGGACAGGGAUAUCGUUUUCGGUAUGAAUAAUACAAGUAAUUUUUCAAAAACCAUCACCGUACCAGGAAUAUACUUUGUGAAUUUGACAGUGAGCAACAAAGUUAGCUCUCAGCAGCUCAAUACCACUUUUGAUGUUCAGAGAGAAGUCAAAGACUUCGUAGUGACGCCUGCGCAUACUGAUGGAGAUUUAGGGUUUGGCGCACCUGGUAGAGGACCCGCAAACAACGUGUUUCCGAGGGAGUAUCCAAUAAGGUUCAAUGCGAGCACAAGCGAUGGCUCAAAUGUCACUUUCUUCGUGAGUUACGGCGAUGGGGCAACAAAUGUCACCCAGUUUUAUAACACCUCUCAUUUCUACCCAACCAAAGGAACCUUCAUUGUCACCGUCAUUGCCAACAACUCUGUCAGCCAAAUGAAAUACAAUACAACCAUAGUUCUGAUGGACAGCAAUGUUAAUCUCACUUUUGAUAAUGACAGUCCAACAAUGUACACAGAUUGGACAGCCAUCACUAUCCUUCUGGAUAAAAUCGGAGAUAAUGCUUGCUGCCUUGUGGACCUAACGAACAAUACAUAUAGAAUAUACAAGGACAAGCCAAGUACAGUCUGCAGACCCGACUGGGCAUCUCUGACAAAAGACCAACACGUCUUACCAUCCAAACAAAACAUUUCUGUCACUUUCUCCUUUAAAUUUUGGCAGUUGAUUUACUACUGGAUCACGACGUCUUGUCACAACACUGUUUCCUACCUUGAAGAAUAUAAGUGGGCCAUCAUUGUGCCAUUGCCAUGUAAUUUCCCUUCAGUAGAGAUUCUAGACUUGGGCAGAUCGUAUUCCAAACCCAGAAGGUUUUAUCGCUCGGAGAGUAUUAAACCAUACUCGGAUGCUUCCAUCAUCUGCUAUGCGUCAAGAGAAUCUCAGUUUGAAUGGGAAAUCAACGAGGUCGACGGCUUCAGCAAUAGACGCAGGAUUACUGAUCUAUCUCAAAACAGCACGACAAAUCGUUCUAUCUUAGUACUCCCUGAACGAUCUCUUCCUUAUGGGAUCUAUUUACUUCAGGUGAACGUAAGUAUGGUGGGACUGCCCUUGGUCUAUACGUCUCGUGCGGCAUACGCAGAGAUCAUGCCAUCGCCUUUGCAAUGCUUUGUUUAUGGUGGCAACGGAUGGUCACAGUCUGUACACCGUGAUAUCAUCCUCAAUGGUCAAUUUUCCUUCGAUCCUGAUGAAGAACCUUCAAACCAAACUUCAGGAAUGCAAUAUUUCUUGUACUGCAAAAAGGAACAUAGCAAUUACACCUUUCCAAAUAAUCCCAUAACAGACGUAACAGAGCUGGCCAACGGGGGUAGUGGGUGCAUUAACAGAGAAGCAGGGCUUGCCUCUAAUGGUUUGAGCAUCAAAACCUAUGAUAACGGUUCUUUUAAAGUGAACGAUUCGCUGCAGUUCCGACUUUAUUGUCUGAAGGGCUCUCGAUUGGGAUUCUUUGACGCCUUUGUCAAGAUGACGGAAACAGAUCCACCUCAUUGUGCUUUAACCAUGGAUGGUCUAACCCUCAAACGCUUGGUCAUUACCUCGACUAAAAUAACUAUAAAAGCCAUCUGCAAACUAUGGGGCAAUGAUCCGUCCGGGUUACGCCUUUCCUGGACUCUGUAUAAACAAAACAACGAAAGUAAAUGGGACACUUUAGACAUCCAACAAUAUGUCCAUUCUCCUACUAACAGGAAGAAUCUGGUCAUACUUGCGAAUGUUUUAGAUGGGUGCGCAUCAUACAUGGCAAAGCUUAGAGCUCAGACAAAGAGUGGACCUAUCGGAUAUACCUAUAUCAUACUUAACACCCACUGCCCACCGCGAUGGGGGAAUUGCAGUGUGACACCAACACGAGGAACACCUGAGACAAACUUUACUUUCAUCUGUGAGAACUGGAAAGAUUCCCAGAACGAAAGCUAUCUUCACUAUAAUUACUAUUACAAUGUCGCACCGUAUAACCUGCCUGUGUUGUUCGCCAAAACUGGGAAAGAAACUACAGGGUUGAAACAUCUUCCUGCGGGACUGCAGGCUUUUGAUUAUGAAGUCGAGGUGAGAAUUGAUAUCAUGGAUAAAGAGGGAGCGGUUACGAGACAGAAUCUUCGCGUGAAGGUUGAGCCACAAAGAGAUGAUUCCUCGCGGUCACCCUGCAUAACGCUCAAAAGUGACAUCCAGAAGAAUGGAUACCUGGUGCAGCUUGAAAUGGAAGAUAAUUCGAGGAAUCUCAACGCAUGGUACUUGCAAAAGCUGUAUCUUUUGAACAGUGAAUCACACCGCAGACUUCCAGUCCAGAAAAACCUUACCUCUACACUACAAGAGAUCCAGACCUUCCUGGACGAGCUUCCUACUCUCGAUCCACCAGGUACCGCACACCCCAAAACAGCAGACGUGGAAAGCAUAGAAAACGAACUGAAGUCACUGUUGAGCAAAUCGCAAGAAUGUUGUCAGAUUCGUGAAAGGAUUGCCAAAUCUCUGAUCAACAUCCAACUUGAUUCCCUUUCAACCAUUCAAAUGACAUCUGCCUCAAUGUUUCUAUUGACAAGCCAACCCGACGAUCAGUGUGUUGAAGUGCAGGUUCUUUUAGUCGUCAUGCUACAAAAGAUGAUGAGCUUCUUCCAAGUGGAGUCAGAGUCUGCCAACUUUAACGAGCUUUCAAAAGCAAUAGCUUCCUUUGCACAGGCGUCAGCAGGAAUUUUGCAUGGCUUUGCUACCAUCAUUCAUAAAGCUAACUCAGGCAACACAACCGCAGACCUGAACCACGUUGCAAUGGCCAAGUACUACUCUGGCGUGGUUCUAGAGCUGAUCAGGAACACAACUGACACAAUCCAGUGCUGCAUCUCACAGAACGAAUUCCCAACACGAAUAUUCAGCCCAGAAAUUAACUACACCAUCAGCAAAAACACCCUUGAUUCUUUAGACGGCUUGCUUCUCUAUUCUGGCAGCGGCCAAGUUGCUAUUCCUGAAGGUUUUGCCAGUACAGUCGUUGGAGGAAACUUGAAUGACACGACUCGGGUCGUCACUUCAAAAUCCAUAGUGUUUCUGGAAAACCCUUUCACUGGUGACAACUCUUCCAGUAACGUACACAGUUAUGUCAGUGAUUUCAAACUAGGAAACGACACAGGUUCCAUUGUGAUUGGAAACCUGACCAAACCACUUGAACUGUGGAUACAAAAGAAGGGUUCGCGUACCAACUGUCAUCAGGGUACACUCAGGUAUCACGAGACACAUUACAUCCAGUUCACAGUAGCCAGGAAUGAGAGUUCAAUCAACAUUGAUGUGUUAGACUUACUAAACUUGGUAGACAGACCAGAAUUUGCGGUCUCGCUUAAGAGAAACGUUAGGCCAAAUGGAGAUGAUGAAUGGCAAAGCUUGCCAACCGUAGACAACCAAGGAAGGAACAGCAAUUCUCUGUUAUUUUCGAGCAACCGAUGGAAUAACAGUGCUGCAGGGGACUACUACGUGGCCGUGAAAUACAACAGAACACUGGCAAACAGAGAAAUAUCUGAGGAGAAUGGCAACAAUGCGCUGAACUAUUCGUUGUGUGCUUUUACAUCGGAGUGUAUUUAUUGGGAUAAAGGUGUGGAGAAAUGGACGGGCGAAGGAUGCAAGGUUGGUCCCGACUCAAACCUUACUCACACCCAGUGUCUCUGCACCCACGCCACGUCCUUCGCCAGUGACUUCGUCGUGCCGCCCAACAAGAUCGACUGGAGUAAAAUAUCACUGGAUGAACUUUUUAAGAACUUCCUGGUGACAGCCAUACUCUUGACAGCUAUUGGUUUAUAUUUCCUGCUCUUGAUUCCAGCCAGGAGACAAGACCUCAAGGACUUGGAAAAGAUUGGUGUCAUCCCGAUUCCAUCCAAUGACCCGCGGGAUACUUACGGGUAUGAGGUUUGCUUAUACACGGGAUUCCAGGCGGGAAUGGGAACGACCGCUCAAGUGACAAUCAUCAUGUCAGGAUCAAAGGAACAGACUCAGCCAAGGAUCCUUACAGACACUGUUGGCACGAGACCAAAGUUUUAUCGAGGUGCAGUUGACAGCUUUCUUGUGACAACUCCAUAUGAUCUUGGUGAACUUGGAUCCAUAAAGAUUUGGCACGACCAUGGCGGGAAUAAUCCGUCUUGGUUUCUGUCGCGUCUGUACAUCCGGGACCUACAGACUGACAAAAAGACGUGGUACAUAUGCAACCGCUGGCUUGCUGUUGAGGAAGACGAUGGAAAAAUCGAAAGAGUCUUGAACACCGCUACAAAUAAAGAACUCACAAGCUUCAACCUUCUCUUUUCCACAGAAGCAAGGAAGAAUUUUUCGGAUAGCCAUUUGUGGUUUUCAGUCUACAACCGGCCGCCUCAGAGCACGUUCACUAGGGUACAGCGCAUGACAUGUUGUCUUUGUAUUCUUCUAAGCACUAUGCUCGCUAACGCCAUGUUCUAUCAGACUGGCGAGGAGACACCCAACGCUGAAGUUAAAAUAGGACCGAUUAGAUUAUCGACGAAGCAGAUCUCGAUCGCCAUAACGAGCAGCUUAGUGGUCUUACCCAUGAACAUGCUGAUUAUGAAUUUAUUCCGAAAAUCUCGUCCAAAGAAUCCACCAUCAGAGAACAGAAUUAAUAAGUUCUACGUCGGAGAAAAUGCGGGGGCGAAAGAGGACAAAGAUCAGAAUUUGGAGGAGGAGGGAGCGCAGGAGAAGGAUGAAGAAGCGAUGGAAGACGAUGAUUAUGUGAUAUCGAUGGAUGAGGAGAAAUCCGAGAAAACGAAAGACAAGCAGAAAGAGGAGAAAAAGAAGGAGAAGAAAGCAAAAAAGGAAAAAGAACCAUUCAUGCUUCCCUAUUGGGUGAUUUACAUUGCUUACGUUCUCGCCUUCCUGACAUGCGCAGUAUCAUCUUUAUUCACGAUCUUCUAUUCUCUGACGUUCGGGAAGGAAAAGUCUGAAGGCUGGAUCAGCGCUAUGAUGAUCUCCUUUUGGCAAGACGUUUUAAUAUCUCAGCCAAUCAAAGUCCUUGCCAUAGCGAUGAUCUUGGCGCUCAUAAUCAAAGACCCUGAGAAAAUUGACGACGGUACUAACCGGUCAGCGGAGUUAGGACACGACGAGGAAUGGAUCCACAGGGAUCCCGACAGUAACGAGAAGCUACGUCUUGGUAACUUCAUUCCGAAGCCACCAGGAGAAGACAUGCUGUACGAGCCGAGACAAAGACUACUGAAACAGAAGGAGAUGAAAGCGAUAAUCAAGGAAAUACUCGUGUAUUUUAUCUACAUCAUGGUCUUGUGUAUCGUCGCAAAUGGUAGUACAGAUCCACAGGCCUUCCAUAUAUCGAAAUUCACUACCGAGGUCUUUGCUGGCAGCUCGUAUGCAGGAUCAAGUCCAUUGGAUCAGGUCAGUGAGCCUGUCAACUAUUGGGCCUGGCUCCACCAAACUGUCAUCCCUUCCCUCAAGCCAAAUUACUGGUAUGGACCAUACGUAGAAGAGAGAGAAGAACAGCUGUGGACUGAAGAAAGCAUCAAACGGACCAGUAGACGAGGAUGGAACGUGAAGAUCCAUAAACGAACCUCGGGUGGUGCCGGAUCCGGGUCUUACUUUGAUAACUCUACUGUACAUAAGUUCCCUAAAGACGCUAUCGCGGAUAGUGGAACAGCUUAUGUUAUUGGAACAGCUCGACUGCGCCUUCUUAAAGUCAAGCCAGGGAACUGCGUGAUCCACCCGGUCCUAGAGAAGCACGUAUAUAGUUGCUCUGCUAAAUACUCAUGGGAGAAAGAAGAUGAAAGCCCUUACCUUCCUGGAUGGGUGGCGGUCAACGAGACGAUGCAAGAGGAACUGAAGAAAGACAAGAAGUCCCCCUGGGUCUGGCGGAGUGCAUGGGAUCUCAAAGGAACCCCUUAUUGGGGUAUAUUCAACACUUACUGGGGUGGGGGUUACGUGGCCAAUGUGAAUCCAAACAGGUUGGAAACCAUCAAGUCCAUGCAGAAGCUUGAGCUUGAGAUCUGGAUUGAUCGCUAUACAAGGGCAAUCUUUACCGAGUUCUCACUCUACAACGCAUAUUCUAAUUUCUUUUGCGUUGUGACGAUGCUGACUGAAAUCAUCCCUACAGGGGGAUAUUACCAUUACGUACAAUUCAGACCCAUCCGUCUAUAUCGCUAUACAGGACCCGAGCAGCUGACCAUAAUGGCGUUUGAAAUCAUCUAUUUCGCCUUUCUAUUCAUGUUCACAUACAGCGAAAUCAAAGAACUCUACAGACGCAGGAAAAAGUAUUUCGAGGAUCCUUGGAACUACUUGGAGUUUUUAGUCAUUGGAAUGUCAUUCUCAGCGGUUGGACUUUAUUUCGCUCGAUUCGCAUUCGGAAAAUUUGCCGUGAAAUCAAUGAAAGAAAACCCUAAUGAUUUCAUCAGUUUUACGUAUCUUUUGCUACUGGAGGAGUACCAGGUGGCUACGCUUGGAUUUGCUGUGUUUUUCGCUAUCUUGAAGUCUCUUCGCCUUCUGAGGUUCAACCGACGCAUGUCACUUUUAACCGAGACAGUCAAGGCCUGUGGUAAACCGUUAUUCUCCUUCUUUAUCAUGUUCAUGGUCAUCUUCCUUGCUUACGUCCAGUUUGCCAUCAUCGUUUUUGGACCUCAUGAUGAAAACUACAGCUCAUUCACCACGUGUGUCAGUACCAUGAUGUCCUUGACCUUAGGAGGAUUUGACUUUGACGCACUUAUGGCCAACAACCGUAUUUUUGGACCAAUCUUCUUCUUCACUUAUAUGAUAUAUGUCUUCAUGAUUCUAGUCAACGUCUUCUUGUCCAUCAUUAAUGAUACCCUAGCCGAGGUCAAGAGCGAUGUCGAUUUACAGCCCAAUGACUUUGAGAUAGUGGACUUUGUGAUGCACCAAAUUAAGAUGAUAGCUGGCUGGAGAGUUGGUCCAGCCAUUACGCCCCUCUAUAAACCAACCAAGACAAAGUUUGUACAAGAAGUGGACGCCAUCGAGUCGCUCGCCGAAAACAUCGAGUACGCCUUGAGCAACACGAUUGUCGAGGAUGAACGACAAAACAACUGGUUGAAACCGGAAAACAUGACGAGAAAGAAGCUUGUUCUGCUCAAUGCAGUGCUGCACAUCGAGGAGGAUUACAGCGAGGACGACCUGUCGAAUCUGAUUCCAUUAAUGGAAGAAUUCCUUAUCAGACAUACCGACAAGGAGGUAGCGAGGAUCAUUCUCGGUGAAUCAUCUGAAUGUGGCGACACAAACAUUUCGUUGAAAUGGGAGGGGGAAGGAAAUAGUUGCCAUGACUACGAGCAACUCAAUAAUCCCGCAGGCUCAAACAAAAGCUGUAACUAUGCUCAUCUCUAUGACAACGUUGGUGAUCGCUCAACACUGUCCACCAAGUCGGCUGAAGAAGACAAUGAAUCUGAUUUAGACUACGAGGUGAUGGAUGCUAACUCCACAACACAGGAAGACCACGGCCAAGACGACCUGUCGGAAACGAACUCAGCCUUAAGUGAAGCUGAUACGCAUGCGCAAGGAAGCAAAGAGAAAGACGACAGCCAAUCAAUGGGCACCUGUGUGAGUGACAUCAGCAUUGAAUCGGGAAAUCCCCGACAUCUCACUGCUGUCAAAAAUACUCAAUGAAGAACAACCUUCAGAGUUGGACGAAUAAUUAAUCACUGACAAGAAAAAAAUCUGGGAAUACGAUAAUAUUUUUUUGGGGGAAAUAAGGAGGGCCUCUCCAACAAAGAACUAAUGCUUGACUUUUUAAAAACCGAAAACUAAAUAUGAGAUGCACUGAAUCUAGUUUCAAGUAGACUAUAGAGCCUUAAAUUGACGGCGAAUAUUGCUGUAAACGCAUUAAAAACCAGCUAGGUUAUCUGCACCUAAAUACUAAAAACAACAUUGGCAUUUAUACAAUAACGGAUUCACUGCCUACAAUACGUAGAAUAAGUUGUUCUUGCGGUUCUAACUUGUUUUUUUACGACCAUGCACAACAAAAAGAGGCGACAAAAGACGACAGACAAACAAUGGUAGCUAAAGUAAUUCUAUUCGUGAAUCGAUCGUUUCUUCCUCAGGUUUCAUUCUCAAAUCUUUCUUGAUCGUGCCUUUAUGUUUGUAUCUGGUUUGUAUCCAUCCAUCUCACUCGGAUUAUAUUCGUGCUUCACUCGCGAGGUGCUCGGGCUUCUUUCGUAUUGCAUUCACUCAUAUAAACAUAAGCCAUUUGAACAAUGAACUGACUAAACUGUAGAUAUCGCUGCAUGUUCCAUAUAUAGAUGUCAGUCAGACACAAUACGUUAAUUUAAGGAAUGAUUCUUAGCAUGAAUAAAAUAUAAGUCACACAAAAGUGUCAGUAGUGGUAAAUAUAUCGAUGGCUUCCAAUCAUUCCCAAGGAAUUCAAGAGACAAAAACAUGGCGGCGACACUAGGGAAAAACGUUUGCGCAU